GGACUAGCGUCUAAUAUUUAAAGAGAACUCGGACCGACAGGACGAGCUGCAUCUGACAGUGGGCCAUCAGCUCCGUCUUCCUUACCAAUAAUCCUCUCGCUAAAUUUGUGCGCCCGUGCUUUAACACAACACUUGGAUUAGUCUGUCUAGUUACAAUUUUUUCCAAGAAUUUUAAAACUAAAAUUCAAAGAUGACAGUGUUAACGGGUCCCAGUUUUGCCGCAUAUGGCAGCGGCGGUGGUUGGUCACGUGGAUCUGGCAAUCAAACGGUAGUCGACAAAGUCCUACCGGAGAUGAUGCACCUGGUUGACGCCCACUGGUAUCAAUUCCCACCGAUGAAUCCACUAUGGCACGCGAUCCUCGGGUUGGUAAUCGGUUGUCUUGGUAUCGUAUCCGUUAUCGGCAAUGGAAUGGUUGUCUUUAUCUUUACAUCGACUAAAAGUUUACGAACACCCAGCAAUCUACUGGUUGUCAACCUCGCUUUCGCAGACUUUUUAAUGAUGUUCUGCAUGGCACCACCCAUGAUCGUCAAUUGCAUCUACGAAACCUGGGUCUUUGGUCCACUGAUGUGCCAACUAUAUGCCUGUGCUGGAUCCCUAUUCGGAUGUACCUCUAUUUGGUCAAUGACAGCGAUUGCAUUCGACAGAUACAAUGUUAUUGUUAAGGGUUUAUCUGGUAAACCGCUGACUGUUGGCGGCGCACUAUUGCGUAUACUAGGAAUCUGGCUUUUCUGCCUUGCAUGGACUGUUUUCCCGCUCUUCGGGUGGAACAGAUAUGUACCUGAAGGCAACAUGACUGCGUGUGGUACCGACUACAUCACCAAGGACUGGUUCUCCCGGUCAUACAUAUUAGCAUACUCGGUGUUUGUCUACUUCUUGCCGCUCUUUCUAAUUAUCUACAGUUACUACUUCAUUAUCGCGGCGGUAUCUGCCCACGAGAAAAACAUGCGUGAGCAGGCGAAGAAAAUGAACGUCGCAUCAUUGAGAUCACAGGAAAACCAGAACCAAAGUGCGGAAUGCAAACUUGCUAAGGUUGCUUUAACAACAAUUUCCCUGUGGUUCAUGGCUUGGACGCCAUACCUGGUGAUCAAUUACGCGGGUGUCUUUGAGAGUGCGACUAUCAGUCCACUUUUCACUAUCUGGGGGUCUGUGUUUGCUAAAGCCAAUGCUGUCUACAAUCCUAUCGUCUAUGGUAUCAGUCACCCCAAAUAUCGUGCGGCAUUAUUCGCACGAUUCCCAUCGUUGGCUUGCUCAGAUAAUUCCAGUGGAGGUGAUGCUGUUUCAACAGCGACCACCGUCACUGAAGGAGAGAAAGCAAAUGCAUAAAAUAAAUACAAUUAAUUAAAUUGAGGAAGUUCAAUAAAUAUUGGAAAUAAUUUUAAAAAAAAAUUAAUUAUUAAAUUAAACGGAAAACUCGCAAGGAAUAAAAACUCUAUAAGAGUUUAUAAUUUAAAAUAAUUAUCUGGAUAAUUAUAUUUUUUAAUAAUUAAGAAUUGUAUAUAUUUUGUGUAAUUAUAAAGUGUAAGAUGAUUUAUAUUCAGAAUUCAGGGAAAGUGCCGAUCAUCUAAAAUAAUUAAAUAAUUUAAAAAAAUAAAAACGUUUCCGUUUUUGUGAGGGUUCCGUUUUACUUGUGAUAAAUUUUUAUAAAAUGAUGAUCUGCACUUUUCACCAUCAGACAUCAGUAUAUAAUAAAUAAUUAUUUAUUAUUAUUGGGCAUGUGUACCAGUGAGCGUUGAAUUAAAUUGAAAAAAUAUAAAUUCAUAAUCGUCAUGAGUUUACGAUUUUUUUUUUUGCACCACAACUAAAAUCGUUUAUCACUUGUGCGAUACAAUGGAUUAUAAAAAUAUUUUUUCUCGUUAAUCUUAAUGUGAACUGAUGAUUAUACACUUGGUAAAUCCUUACUGUUAUGUGGCUUCAUUGUAAGACAAUUUAAGCGAAUGUUCACGAGCCUCAACAACUGGCAAUAUUGUAUCUGUCGUUGAUUUUUUAUUGUUAAAUAAACCCUUCAGGCAAAAUAA
This is a messenger RNA of Microplitis mediator, 2016 nucleotides long. RefSeq names its product rhodopsin (gene Lop1). Gene Ontology annotation, cellular component: membrane. Gene Ontology annotation, molecular function: G protein-coupled receptor activity. The transcript is spliced from 6 exons. The record is from RefSeq and is a predicted model, not a curated record. The coding region runs from base 191 to 1324 and encodes 377 amino acids. Lineage: Eukaryota; Metazoa; Arthropoda; Insecta; Hymenoptera; Braconidae. Gene Ontology annotation, biological process: visual perception; phototransduction; G protein-coupled receptor signaling pathway.